AUGCAGCAUGGAAUACGCCUUCCAGUUGGCCCUCAUCCGAACUGGGAACUGGACAACUGUAGCCCAAAGGCGCGUUCGUUGCUCUACCGGCGACGCUUUACAAAAGUUGACUAUGUCUUUGCGUUGAAGCAAAUUUUAUGUGUAGCGCGACAAAAAUGGCUUUCGACCGCCUUCCCCAAAUUCUCCACAAAGGCUCGUGGCAACAAAGCUCCUGAAGUCGUCCCGCCCCCGCAUACAAUCAAGGCACAUGGAAGAUAUGAUUUGACUAUAGGUCCACAUGUCUUCUCAAAUACCGCAUUUUAUGAGGUUCAUUAUUUGGUCCGGUCCCCAAAUCCUACACCUCCCUCUGCUCCGCCACACUCCAGCCAGCCGGCACUGGCAUCCACUUCAUUUAGCGGAGCACAAAAUACAUCGUACUCUCAGCUCUCUACGACCUCUAUAGCAGUGUCUGCAUUGACUGGGCAAGGCACUCCUAGCGCUGGGGUCGGGCACGUAGCUGUUGUGACACCAGAUCUAGUGUCGCAAGUCAACAUCGCUUCAAUGUCGAAUCCUACUCUGAAGAAUCUUCUUCAUCUUGCAUCAUCAGGACGCGCAACACCCGAUCAACUGAAAACACUAGGUCUCCUCAUUCAGUCGUUAGGUGCCAUACAGCAGCCGGAAAGAAUCCCAGACUCGCAAUCCUCUACCCUCACAUUGCAAUCCCCUGCGGCUUCCAUACCCGAGAGAGAAUUUGACAUCGUGAUCGAAUUCCAGGAGAAAUCGUCUGAUAGAUGGGUAAUUCCUCGUGGACCAGUUGUAUGUGAGAGAAGCCCAGCCGAUUUUUAUAAUCCUUCAGACGUAACAUUGUCAAUGGUUCUACCUUUUGUUCGGCCGUCGCUUUCCGAUAGUGGAGCAUCUAGUACGGAUGUCUCUCAGCUUGCUCAGCCUUACGUUGUCACGUUCCGCUUGUCAAAGGUGGCACCAAUGCUAUGGAAGACGCUGUGGGCAUGGUCUGGUGGCGAUCAAGAUAAAAGUAAGACCACGCUGGAUGAAAUAGCGAGGAGUAAUAUGGAAAGGCGCCAGUUUCUACAGUAUAGACUGCCUGAUGGCCCACUUUUCCAACAAAUCCAAGCGGGGGUAGCACCACCAUACAGCACAAGGACUAUUGUGCCAAGCGGUGGAAAUACAACAAGGACUAGACGAAGACAGUCCUCUCGUAAAGGGGGUGAGCAAGUAGUGCGAACCCAAGUGGUCGAGACUGGCGCUGUUUCCAAACGGAAACAACAGGUCUCACCAAAAGUCAUGACCCCCCUUCCCAUAGCAUGUCGUGCCUGCGGACAGACGGAUGUUCCACUAAUGAUGGGUGGCAGAUAUUGCCGAAUUUGCAUCGAAGCUGGCAGAGCGGUAGACGACAUCCCUCAGGUCACUAUCGGUGGCCGGGGUCCUAGGAUCAAGGAAGUUAGCGUGAUUCCGGUAUUGAGUGAGAGACCAAGCGCAUCUCCGAAAGAGAGCAAAACUCCAACAGCAUACCCUACCGUCGGUGGGACGGGUUCCGCAACUGUCGCCAGUCCUUACAUCGUACCGAAUCAGGCCUCAUUAGCUGCUGAACCAGGAGGAGCUAGAUAA
Fibroporia radiculosa is the source of this 1605-nucleotide messenger RNA. RefSeq lists its product as uncharacterized. Bases 1 to 1605 code for a protein of 534 amino acids. Lineage: Eukaryota; Fungi; Basidiomycota; Agaricomycetes; Polyporales; Fibroporiaceae. The record is from RefSeq and is a predicted model, not a curated record. The transcript has 6 exons.